AUGGCCGAGGCAAAGAUGCUUCAAUCAUUAUCACAGCCACGGAGGGCGUGUGAAGAAUGUAAUCGGAAGAAAACAAAGUGUGAUAUGAAACAUCCUGUUUGUGGCCUCUGCUUACGCACCGGGAAUGCUUGUCUUUUCCCUGCGAAAAGGAAGAAGCCUGUUCCUCGAAAACCUCAACCAAAAGUACAACCGCGACAAGUAAGCGAUAGCCUCGCCAAAUUAGUGCAGGUUCUUGAAGCAGCAUGCCGCCAAGAUGGUGAAGAGGAAUCAUCGCGCACCCGCCCGCAAAUAUCACAAUCUUUGCUCCGGGAUAGUCUCAAAGGCUUCCUUGCAGAAAUUGACUCUUCACAAAAUUCGAGGACGCAAAAUGCUACUUGGCGGCAACUACACCCACCAUCCGCAACAGAUGAGGAAUUGGUCGACGAGGAUGCCAUAAAUCCCGACGAGAUUGCCUCCGACGACAGAGACCAUGAGGACGCUUCGAUAACGGAACAAGACACAGGAUCGUGUGGUUCACCCACUGUAGAAGAGUGGACCGGUGAGAUCAGCUGCUCUUUGGCCAUAGAUUUAGCCAAUCAAUUCUUUGACAAGAUUCAAGUGUGGCUACCUUUGCUACAUAGACCACGCUUCCAAUCACACUUUGAGUCGAAAUUUCUGAAAGAGGGCGAUGUCAUGGGAGGACUGUCUGCUGACGAUGCGCUGUUGUUUUACAGCAUGUUUGCACUGUCAGCAAGAUUCUCUAAUCACCCUGCAUUCAAAAACAUAUCCCCUUUGAGGAGGGGACACUGGUAUGCAGAACGUGCAAGACAAAUAUACACUCAGGCUCGACCAACGCAAACGCCUUCACUGACAUAUCUUCAAGGUUGCAUCUUACUCGCAAACUACUUCUACACAUCAGGUCCAACACCUCAAGGAUGGAUUCUGAUUGGAGUGUGCGUUCGCUUGGCCUACGCCCUGGGUUUGUCGGAAAUUGAUGAUGAAGAUUGGACACCUGUUCAUCAUCUUGAAUCCACCGACAAAGAGGAAUUAAGACGCGCUUGGUGGUUGGUUUGGGAGUUGGACACGUUUGCUUCUUGUGUCUCUCGAAAACCAUACGCAAUUGAUCGCAAGCGAAUGGCAGUCAUGUUGCCAAUUUCGGAUGAAGCUUGGUUUGCAGGAACGCCGAUUGUCUCAGCUGAAUUGCUCAACCUCCCUGGCCACUCUUGGCGAUCUCUUUCUGGGAGCAGUAACCAGGACGAGAGAGCUUGGUUUCUCGUGGCGAACCACUUCAUGGCCACGAUACACGACCGGAUGCAGCAACGACAAGACAUAUCGACAGAUGAGAAAUUGACACUGCAAAACGAAAUUGUUUGCUUCAAGCUGGCACUACCAGCGUCGCUCCGACUUGAAAUCGAAAAUUUGACCUUCACACCAGAAACCUUCGCUAGAUGCAAUUGGGUCAUUGGUAUUCAUUUGAUGCUCAUGUCCACCCUCUUCAUGGUCUCUGGAAUUACCUCGGUCGAUCCUGAUGAUCGCAGCGUCUCAAGCACUGGUAAUAAUACUCUGACAUUCCUACGGCAUCGAGCAAUUGAGCUGUCAAGGAUAAUCGGAUACUGGGACGCUAAGUACAUAGCACUUGCUCACCCGUUCUUGACCUGUAUGACAUUGCCACCACGAGCUAUUGAUGGCGAGGUCAUGAAAUCACAACCUCUUGUGGUCACGGCGCAUGAGUUGGCGAAGCUUGUCCUAGGGCACUUCAGUGAAAAAUGGAAAUUAGGAUGUGUGGUUUCUGAAAUUGCGAAAAUGGUGGAACGCCCUGGUCUCCUCAACGCCGAAGAAAAACAGCUCGCGAAACGAUAUGCUGUUUUCUUUCGCAUGCCACGGCUCAGUGUCAAUAGCCCUACCGGAUCUCAAGGUCAGACCCACACAUCAGAGGUCGGUGGGAUGAGCAUUGGUGACCCUACUCAAUACCUCGGGGAGAUGAUGAACCACCAACAACCAACCCAGCCUCACGAUGAAUAUGCACAGUCCCUCAGCAUGUCAGACCAAGGAGGCUUAACCAACUUCGCGGUCUACGGACAACAGCAAUUUUCAAAUCUUCCACCAGAUAUGUACGACGGGCAGAAUGAUCUUGAUUUUGGGUUUUCUGAGUUUUUCGGUGGUUAUCAAGACCAGGACUUCACGCAGCCGCCACUAAGCUAG
This is a messenger RNA of Exophiala bonariae, 2181 nucleotides long. RefSeq lists its product as uncharacterized. The transcript has 2 exons. Gene Ontology annotation, biological process: regulation of DNA-templated transcription; DNA-templated transcription. Gene Ontology annotation, molecular function: DNA binding; DNA-binding transcription factor activity, RNA polymerase II-specific; zinc ion binding. Gene Ontology annotation, cellular component: nucleus. The record is from RefSeq and is a predicted model, not a curated record. Bases 1 to 2181 code for a protein of 726 amino acids. NCBI's taxonomy places the organism in Eukaryota, Fungi, Ascomycota, Eurotiomycetes, Chaetothyriales, Herpotrichiellaceae.